CGUGAUGUGGAGAGAUUUCCUUCGGAAAUCAGUGGGGUAAGGAUAGUUGAUGUAUCUUUGAGCCGGUAAUUGUCACAUGCCUAGUUUUUCGGUGAUAAACGCGAAGUAGAGUGACCGUGAUCUCAACACGUUAGGAUGCUAAAGCCGAAAGUUCUGAACGAAAUCUUGGGCCAGGCAAUCAGUGGAGGAGUCAUAAGCUCACUUUCGGCAUCUGGAUAUCCUGCACUUGGAUCUUCUGCUCGUGAUUCGAGCUCUAGAUCCAGCUCUGGCUCCUCAGUGAUAUUUUCUUUCUUUGUUCAGGAGGGAAAAGUUGUCAUAACAAGGGUGGCUAAUCUAAUCCUGUGUCUUUAUGCACAACAAUCUGUAGGACUUGGAAUGCUCAAAGCAAAGGCAGAGGCAUUAGCUGGAUACCUUGAGCAACCACUAAAACAAGUUGCAACAUCAUGACAAGAUGAUUUAUAUAUCAAAUGAAUUUACCCAUACAUAGACCUAGGUUUACAAAACUAUUAAACAUUACCUAGUGAAUAUGAUUUACUAGAAAUCUUGAACUCUUGCUUCACCUUGUGCUGCCUUGAUUUAGAUUAGUCAAUCCUCUGUUGGAGUUGAAGGGUUCAAAACUUUCAGAAGUGGUUAGAAAGUAAUCUAUCAUCUCUGUCUAAUAAAAACUCACUAGCCUUCAUUUGGUCUGAAAAUGUUCUAAGGUAAUAGUCCAUGGACAAUGUCUGUUCCAAGAAGUGAACAGUAAUACUGUUAAUUGAAGGCAGAGCCUGAAGAAAACUGUGAGCCUCAAGGAACAGAUGUCCAAGGGCUAAUAUACAAUCAACAUAUCCAUGCCAAGAUGAAGCUAUUGUAUUUCAUAUCCAUCAGAUAUAUUUCGAAGCAUAUUAAAUGAAAUAUGCACAAUUCACUGAUACCAGAAGACUUUUAAUGCUUUAUUAAUGUGUGGUUUGAAAAUUAGGGAACAUUAUUGGAUAUUCCAAAGUUUUACCAGUGGCAUAUUUAGUCACCUGGUACAUCUAAGCCAAUUAUGCCUACUGUAAAACUAAAAUGUUUGAUGGAAGUCAUUUCCAGUGAUCAGGCACAAGGUCUUAUAUUGAUGUAAAUCCAAAUUCUGGCAACUGAUUUUAAGGAGUGUGUAGCAGUCAAAAAGGAGAAUUAAAAAUUGAAUUGAGAGUAGUUAAGAGUCAGAGUAAAUUUGGUGGUGGAAUUCACAAAUGAAGCUGAUUAUUACAAUGUGUGAAAGACGAUCAGAUACAUCGUCUUCAAGUGUUAAAAUAAAAUAUGCAAGUUAAAAAAGAAAUGUGGAGUUGAGUUGUCAAAACAUCCAACAUGUUAGUGUUGGGAACAUCAACGUUUUUUUAAACUUCAGUGUGAUGUGAUUCUCAGGUGACAUUGGUCACUAUCAGGUUGCAAGAAUCUCCAGGUUAUUAUGAGUGUAAUUCCUGCUGCCCUUGCUGAAAGCAAAUGCUAAUAGGGUGUUUAGCCAGAGUCUGCAGAAUUUAAAUAAACUGUUUGAGAGUACUAAGUGUUUUGUUCUUAUUCUUUUAUUUGCCAUUUGAAAGUCUUAUUUGUCAAACUGAGCCUGCAGUAAUUUUUGUGAAUGGACACUAAGUAACAAUAUUACUUUGCAGAAUGUUUGCCAAUGCUUUCUAUUUCUAAGAAUAAUUUUUUUGGAGAAAAAAAUAUCAAUAUUUCUACCACCCUAGGACUAGCGAAAAGGAUGUUAGCUCAUGGACUUAGCACAACAUCGACUAUGGGAUAGCAUAACUAAGCACUUAUCACAUUCAUGCAGGUGUGCAUAUGAGAUGGGAAUCUGAUAAGUGAUGCCAAGUAAACUUCUAAAAAACAUUCAUGUAAGCUACAUGUAACAUGAAGCCAAUAUGUUCCUUGAUGGAGUGAAAUUUGGUUAAUAUUUUAUUUGUAACAACAGAAUUACAGUUUCCCAUUAAAUCAAAGUGUUCAACUACAAAAACACUACAUGCACAGUUUUGUGUUUCCCUUAAAAUACUCAACAACACAAAUCAAAUACAAACUGUACAAAAAUUUCUAAAUGUAACAGUUUUCAUCAUCAAAACUACAUUUGACUAAAACUCUCAGAUAGCUACUGACUUUGAUUAGAAUAGCGAGAACCUCAUAUUAACUCUGCCAUUUUGAACUGCUAUUCUGUCUUUGGUUGAGACAUUCAAGCCCUUAAACACAAAAAA
Molecule: messenger RNA, 2204 nt
Organism: Stylophora pistillata
Lineage: Eukaryota; Metazoa; Cnidaria; Anthozoa; Scleractinia; Pocilloporidae
Product: ragulator complex protein LAMTOR2-like
Biological process (GO): positive regulation of TOR signaling
Molecular function (GO): guanyl-nucleotide exchange factor activity; molecular adaptor activity
Source: RefSeq, a predicted model, not a curated record